Fulvia fulva is the source of this 282-nucleotide messenger RNA. RefSeq names its product Cytochrome P450 monooxygenase aba1. The record is from RefSeq and is a predicted model, not a curated record. The transcript has 2 exons. The coding region runs from base 1 to 282 and encodes 93 amino acids. NCBI's taxonomy places the organism in Eukaryota, Fungi, Ascomycota, Dothideomycetes, Mycosphaerellales, Mycosphaerellaceae. Gene Ontology annotation, molecular function: monooxygenase activity; heme binding; iron ion binding.
AUGUGUGCGUUCCUAACCUCGGAGGAGUACUUUGGCCCCGAUGCGGACACGUUCUCACCUGAGAGGUUCAUGGUGCUUGAGGAGGAUGAGAGGAAGAGGAUGGAGAGGAAUGUGGAGUUGGCUUUUGGGAGUGGACAGUGGAUGUGUGUGGGGAAGACGAUUGCGUUUAUGGAGCUGUUCAAGAGUGUUUUUGAGGAGAGGGAGAUGGGAGGGGAUUGUGCUGAUCGUGAGAUUUUGUCGUAUGGGGUGUUUUUGGAGACGAAUCUUAUGGUUAUAGGGUGA